AGCAAGUUCUUUUCUUUCUUUUCUAUAUAUUUCUUUACCAACAAUAAAUCUUUAACACAAUCAAACGUUUGAUUUAUAAUGGAAAGACUUCAACGUUUAUUUGGAUCUGCAGCAGCCGGUUUAGGACAGGGUAUGCAGCCUGGUAUGGAUACACCCACUGUCGACAAUGCUGAAAUGGUCUAUAUCUCUUCCCUCGCUCUUCUAAAGAUGUUAAAGCAUGGCCGUGCUGGUGUUCCAAUGGAAGUCAUGGGUUUAAUGUUAGGCGAAUUUGUUGAUGAUUAUACAGUUCGUGUUAUUGAUGUGUUCGCUAUGCCUCAAAGUGGUACUGGCGUAUCAGUAGAAGCUGUGGACCCAGUAUUUCAAACAAAAAUGUUGGAUAUGUUGAAGCAGACUGGCAGACCUGAAAUGGUAGUAGGUUGGUAUCACUCUCACCCUGGUUUUGGCUGCUGGUUAUCCAGUGUCGAUAUUAAUACACAACAGAGUUUCGAACAACUUAAUCCUCGUGCAGUUGCUGUCGUCGUGGAUCCUAUUCAGUCCGUCAAGGGUAAAGUCGUGAUUGACGCUUUCCGUCUCAUCAACCCUCAAACUGUCAUGUUAGGCCAAGAACCUCGUCAAACUACCUCUAACAUUGGUCACCUCAACAAACCUUCUAUUCAGGCUUUGAUCCAUGGCCUCAACCGCCACUAUUACUCAAUCGCUAUCAAUUAUCGAAAGAAUGAAUUAGAAGAAAAGAUGUUGUUAAAUUUGCAUAAAAAAGAUUGGACAGAUGGUCUCACAUUAGAUAACUUUACAGAACAUACUGAAUUGAACGAAAAAAGUGUGGGACAAAUGCUGACAUUAGCAGAGGCUUACAACAAAUCCGUACAGGAAGAAUUAACAAUGACACCAGAACAAUUGAAGACAAGGCAUGUGGGUAAACAAGAUCCCAAACGUCAUCUGGAAGAAAAAGUGGAGACUGUGAUGGGAAAUAAUAUCGUGAUGGCAUUAGGCGCAAUGAUUGACAGUGUUAGUUUUUAAAAUGCAAAGUGAAUAAAAAGUAGUAAGAUUCCAGAACCAAUUCAUUUCUAUAAACAAUUGUUAAAGUCAAGAAUAACUUAUUUGUACGAUAUACGAUUUUAUAACGAUAAUGGAAUAAGGCCAGACAUUCAAUACUCAUGAUUCUGGAUUUCUUUUUUUAUUUUUUUUUUAUUUUUUAACUACUAC
Molecule: messenger RNA, 1203 nt
Organism: Mycotypha africana
Lineage: Eukaryota; Fungi; Mucoromycota; Mucoromycetes; Mucorales; Mycotyphaceae
Product: 26S proteasome non-ATPase regulatory subunit 14
Exons: 5
Coding region: 79-1017 (312 amino acids)
Biological process (GO): proteasome-mediated ubiquitin-dependent protein catabolic process; protein deubiquitination
Cellular component (GO): proteasome regulatory particle, lid subcomplex
Molecular function (GO): protein binding; proteasome binding; metallopeptidase activity
Source: RefSeq, a predicted model, not a curated record